CAGGAUCAGGUCCUUCUCGUGCCAUUGUAAUCCACUCCCCCCAGAAAAGAAGCAGCAUGGUCGCAUUUCUUGCUGGGCUUGUUGACAGGACCCCAUCGCAAAGGGACGAACAUGGAUGAACCCUAAAAGAAAUUAGGGUUGGGAAACUGCAUCAGGGACACAAUGGGUGGGAUGGGGGAAAACCCAGGCAGGGCCAUUCCCAAUGGCAACAACUGAUGUGUCGGUGGGGGAAGACAGAAGAUUCCUCCAAUGGUUGGACCAAAUCCUGGAGCCAAAGACCCAGAAUCAACAAACAGGCCACGUUGUGUGGGCAAAAAGGGCUCCUCAAAGUUGGACAUCCUCUGGACUCAUCCCAUCUCGUAUCCCCAUGAGUCUCUCUGGAGAGCCCAGGUAGGCUCUUUGCGCCCCAGGAGGACUAUGAGCAGCAGGUGAAUGUCACACUCUGUCACCUGGGCCACCAGUAAUUGCAAGUAUGGCACCGUGAGGUCCUUGUCAGGAGCAGUGUGUGUCACUGAGCAGAGGACAGAGCCAGGUUGUUGUAUCACACUGCAGAAUGGUUUGGGUUGGAAGGGAACCCUAAAGAACAGCCAGUCUAACUCCCCUUUCAUGGGCAUCCUUCACAAGCCCUCUUUAUCUUCCUGGGGUGUUGUCAAGGAGUAGCCACUCACAGCCUGUAUCAGGGUGGGGAAGGAGACACUCAGCAUCUCACAGUCCUCACUGUCACCCCACAGUGGGAUAUGGGCAAAGCCACUCAAGGGAGAGACCUGGAGUCAUCCCCUCCUCCGUAUGGCCACUCCAGUCCUGUCCACGCUGUGUGGGCUGGGAUUCCAUGGAAAACACCCCAACCAGCCCAGACAAAUGCCCAAAGGAGGUGUCCAAAGCCCUUUGGAGCACAACCCCUCCUUGCAGGGGUUAAGUCAGACCUCCUCAAAACCAUGGAGCUCACACGGAGAUCACGCAGCCACCAACCACAGCCACCAGCUCAGGGUCGUGUCAUGUCUGCCGUCACUUCCAGGCUCCAGCAGCAUUUCCAGGCUGCCCGUCACCACGAUAUUCACAGCACGCUGAGUCAAGCACCGGGGCAGGCGGCAGGUGGGCUGAGAUGCAGACAAGCUUUCCGUCUGGUGCACCGCACGCAAGCAGAUGCUUACUUCACCCCACAGCAAUGAGCACAGGCAGGGACUCAGAGGGGACAUGGGAGCAACCCCUCCUCUGAAGCCCCCAGGGCAGGUGAUGGAUGACUUUAAAAUGUCCUUGUCUGGUGUAGAACGCGUAGCCAGGCAAUCGAGAGAUGCAUCCAGCAUGAUUCAGGGUGUCUCUGAGCUCCUAUUGGGGUAUCAGCUGGGAAUGCAAAUAUGGGUUGUGCUGCCCAGCCUGGUGGAUGCUGGAGGAUUGUCCCCAUGGUGUGAUCACGCAUCAUCUCACACCAUCAACACUCAGCGUCCCUGUGGCUCAAUUUGGCACCUGGGGAUCACCCAACCCCAGCACCAGCUCACCAAACCAUACUGUUGGAGGUUGGAGCUGAAGUCCUUCCACUGGAGCAGCCAGAUGCAGGCAGGGGGACGCCAACACUCAGCCCUAUUAGCAUCUUCAGGGUGCUAUUUUUGGGCAGCAAUGGGAUAACCAUCCUCCAAGCUGGCAGGGGGACAGCAACAGAGAAACCCAAGUGGGGAUGCCCAGACUCUGCCCAGUGCCUCACUGGGAUCACAGCCUGGCUCAGCUUUCCUGGAGGUGGCAGCCUGAUGGGGAAUGCUGUGUCACAGUGGUAUCACCAGUGCCACCACUGAGGCAGUCCCACUGCACAUCGCAGCUGCACAGGGCAGGAGCAGCAGCCUCCCAGGUCAGCAUGAGCAGGCAGAAGCACCUGUGAGCCUUGGCACCCCAUAAGUCACCCACAUCCAGCACCCAGAAGGCACAACAAAGCUAAUGCAUUGCUUUGCCUCCUAUGGCUUUUUUUCCAACCCUGCUCCUCCUCCACUGCUGCCAGCAGGAGCUUACCUAUGCCUGGCUGAGCCCAUGCCAGCCCUGCUGUCCUCAGCCUGCUGGGGGUCACCUCCACCACGGGCCAGGGACAGCAGCUGGGGACGCCAAUAAGGCUCUGUCACCACCUGCCCUGCCUGGUCUCCCUGUGGGACAGACUGCAGACAGCAUAACCCAGAAUCCUGCUUUGCUGAGCUCGGUGCCUGCAGCCCCAGGUAGCAUCCAGUGCAUCCCAGGUAGCCCAGCCCUGGUGUAAAACACAUCCCACUGCCAGCUACAGCCUAAGGCACGCACUCACUUGGUCUUCAGCAUCCCCUUGCCUCCACCAGCUGCCAAACACAACUCUGACAUCUCCAGGGCUUCUCCCCCGUCCCUCCUGCAGGAUCAGCACUGCAGACCUCCCUCCCCAGCUUCUUUCUCCCAUUCGCAUCUCUCAUUUUCUUGCCCUAAAUGUUUCCACUCACACCCCCCCUUGGCACAGGUGCCACGUGUGCUGCUCCUGCCCAUGAUGCUGUGAUGCUGAGAGGGGCAAACCUUGGACAAGGGGUGGCAUAUCCUGGAUCCCCCCACCCCAAAGUCUCCUUCUAAUCCAGGCACCGUCAUUCAGGACCUCCCUGCCAUGCCCCCUCCCUGCAGAGUUUACAGGAUGGGAUGGGCUAUGAGAGGUCAGACCGUGCCCACGUCGCUGUGACUUGCUCCAGACCCCAAGAACUGGGAAAACAAACCCACUUCAGGAUUGUCCAACAGUGGCCCAGCUGCACCCUUCCCUGCUGCCACCAGAGAGCAUCAUGGGGACAUUUAACCAAGCAGUCCUCAUGCUGGAUCCCUGCUAAAACCUCCAGAUACUGCUCCAGAAUUUGGGAAGAUGCCUUUUUUCUCAUGGUCCUCGCUGUCCCUGAUGUCCCCACAGAUAUGGUCCAGGUCUGUUCUGGAUGCGUGGGCUCCACGUGUGCCUGCUGCAAGGGAUGGGGAAUGUGAGCUCCCCGUCCUGACCCACCUCUGCUGCCCCUUCCACAUCAGGACAGCCCUGUGCUUUUCCUGGAGGAUCACCACCCCAAAACACCUCCAGAGCAGCUGGGCCAGGACCUGGGGAUCAGUGCAUGAAGGGGGUUUGAUCGCUCAACCCAAAAGAGCAAGAAAGCAGCCAUGGCAGAGGGUGCUCCUCCUGCUCAUGCCAACACAUCAGGGACACGUGUGAGUUAUUGCAGGGAAAGGACACCACACGCAGCCCCUGUGACCCAGCAAGGGCUGAGCCUGGCAGUGGCUUUUGCUGUGAUGGGCUGCUUCCAUCUCCUGGGGUUUGGAGGUGGCAGAAAUCCCAGGGGGGUCUAUGGACAACAUGAGGGUCUUGUGCCCCCCCCCAAAGCACGGUCCUUCCAGAGGAGGAGGACAUCCUAAGUGUUGAAUGAACAACUGCCCCCACUGCAAUGGAAUCAGUGCAAAGAGAGCCCCCUCCACCCGUGGGCUGGAAACACCCCAGGAUCCCACAGCACCCUUCCUCCCCAGCUCCUGCAAAGCCCUCAGGAUCCCAUGGCUGGAGGAACGCUGCAGUAAUGUGUGGGGAUGUGCAGCACUCCUGCUCAGCUGCCACCAAAGCUGAGAAGCUGAUUUAAUUCCACAACCUGCAAAGCCCUCGAGAAGGUAAACGUGGUCAGGCCCUGGGCACCAGGGCUGCCUAUUUCUUACCCCUGGCUGCAUGACUUCAAAACCAACGUGCCCUGCACAAACCUGCAAGCCAGACGUGCACCCACCCUGCCACCUGCAUGGGCCAAUGCACCCUUGGUGUUCCCUUUCCUGGUACCCACGUCACCUCCUGCUUGCAUGGUGCAGGGAACCCAUGUCCUUUGCACCCAGCACAGGGGGAUGAGGGGGACAGAGGGAGCAGCCAGCAGCUGACAUCUGAUCCCAGCUGCUCCGGUGUAAACUUAGCAUGGCCUUUUGGAAAGUACUUGCUGUGGCAAAACAUGCAGUAAAUUACUGUCCUGGAUGCCAACAAUAUUUUGAGAUUAGCAAAUCUUACAGAGCUCUUUGGGUACAAGCUGGGUUUGGGGUUGAGGUUUGCAGCCCUGCCAGCAGAACUGGGGGCUCUCAUCACCCACUGCCCCCCAGGGCAGAUGGCACUGAGCUGCAAAUGUACUUCAGAGGGAUAUGGGGAGAGGUCUGGGCCAGCACCAGGUGUGGGGCUGCAGGUCUCAUGUGGGUAUCCCCCCCAUUGGCUACCCCAGCACUGCCCCACAUCCUCCAGGGGCUGAGCCAUCUUCAUCCCCACCUCCAUCACCCCACAGUGCCCAGCAAAAGGCAGGGGACACAACCACGGGGCUUUGGGGCUGCAAAGCCCAGGGCUUUGUAAAGGCCACUCAGACCCUCCUGCCACCACCUGCCCCCACUCCAGCCACGGGUUCCUCCAGCUGGGUUGAAGGCUAAUUCUGCCCCACAGCCAUGGAGCAAAGAGGAGGGAGAAGUGCAGAAAAAGAGGCAGCAAGCACCUGGGGGUUAAACCAGGUGCAUCCAGGUGGAAAGCCAUUGCAUGCAGCAAUUAACCCCUGAAAAACCCCCAGUGCCAAACAGCCCAAAGGCGGUGUUUUAACCCAUGAUCAGCUCCUGGCUCAGCUCUCGUGCUACACCUGAGGCUGUGCAGCUCAGCCCUUUCCAUCUAUGGGUGCCCGCAUGCAGCCCGGUCAUGGAGCUGUAAGCUGAGACGUCUCUGCACCUCCUGACCAUCAAACUGCCCCAGAAAGGAGCGGAUUCCCUGCACUAUAUUUGCAGGAGGCUGCAGCUCAGCACCAGUCCUGCCCGAGCCCCUCUGCUGAUCAACUCCUCCAAGGAGUCCCGAGGGCAGAUUGAAAUGCUUGGGGUUAAAUCUGUCUCACUGCAAGGAAAAGCAGCAGGGCUGACUUGGGUCUGUACCCUGCUCUGAGAAAAAACAAUCCCUAAAACUAAAGGAUGAGGUUUUCUUUCAUGUUCUGGGGGGCUGAGUUGGACACAGGGCUCUCUGCACUCUGGGUAUGGGGGUAGGGGGACUUGGGGCUGGAGAUGUGGCCCUGGGGCUCCUAACCCCAAUAGGGUCACCCAACAUAGGCUGAGAGGGGAGUGGGGGGACUUAUGAGGCCCCUGAGCCCCUGCUCUGUGCUCAGCUCCAGGCUGGCCAUGGGCAGGAUGAGAUGAGCUCCUACACCGUGGGGAUGCUGAGCCUGGGUGCUCUGAAAUGCAGCACCCAGUGAGGGGGUGGGCAAAUGGAGGGGGGCAGGAGGAGGGGGAAAAAGGGGCAGCCAUGGGACUUCCUCACCAGGAAGAGGAGCUGCAGUGCAAGCAGAGGAUCCUGGUGCAACACUCAAGGUUUUGCAGGGCAAUGUUUGCAGCACGGCGUUUGCACCCUGAAUGCACCACGCUUGCAGAAUUCCAGCACGCAGCCAUCAGCACCGGGGCCACAAAGGAAGAACGAAGCAAAACAAAAGAACAGACAAAGCUCUCUCCGGGCUCAGUGCAGCGAAGCAGAACAGUUUUGGCUGUGCACCCACAGCAGAGCCCACAAUGUGUCUGUUUGUUGGCACGGUGGGAUUCUGGCAGAAAGGAGCCCUCAGUGGGAAGAUUCCAAGUUCAGCAGGGCACGGUCGGCCGGAUUGUGGCCAGGGCACAAAGGGACAGUGUUCAUCCAGAGCAGAGAGGUUUGGGGCUGGGAACGCAGCACAGAAGCUGUCAGAGCAGAGCGAGGUGAUGGCGAAGUGCAUUCAUGCUUGGCUUAAAGGGAGCAGGCAGAAAAGCUUCGUGCGGAGUGAAAAGAAACAGCAACUACCAAACAAGGAAUUCGGGGAUUUCUUCUGGCUGAAAUCAAUGAUUGCUCUCCCAGGGUGGCUCUGUUUUCCAGGAAAGGAGGGAUUUUCCUCUGAAAUCGAAAGGGAAAACCCCUAAAUUUUUAAUUCUCCUGCUGUUCCAACAGGAAAUGUCUCCUGGGAGCAGCACACAAUCCUGCUGCCGUCUGCUCCAUGAAGCACGAGUGCUCAGCCACCCCCAGAACAGCAGAAAUCCCCCGGAUCCAUGGCUCCCAAUGGCCCUGGUGGGGAAAGAGACCUCACCGGGGGCAAAAGGAGGGUGUUUGGUACAGGAAAGCUGCGUCUGCAAACUGCCCUGACAGCGGGGCUGAGGACUGUGCACAACUCAUCGCACCUCACAGCUGUGCCGAUCCGGGCGCUUCUGAGGGAGGGUGCAGGGCUCUGCCCACGGAGAAGCGGCAGCACAGGUGGAAGCGCGGCCCGGCAGCUUUCCCACACCAGGACAAAAUCGCAGCUCGGCGGUGCCAGCUGGAGCUGCUCCCCCAUCCCAGCAAACAGCCCCGGACCGCCGCCCUCCAGAGGGGCGGCUCAGCCUCGCCCCCUUCCUCUGCCCAAGAGUCCCGGGGAGGCGGAGCGGCCGCUGCCGUGGGACAUCCCUGCCAUGCCCGGCUCCUUCGUGCCCAGGGAUGCUCCUGGUCCUCCCCACACCCAGGUGCUCCCAGAACCACGUGCCCGGUGCUCCCGGUUCCCGUUUUUCCCGCACCCCCCGUUCCCGGUGCCGUCUCCCCAAUCUCCGUCCGACGCCAGGUGCGGCCCGGCCCCCCCCGCUCCUCCACUCUUCUCUUCUCCUCUCUUCUCCUCUCCGCCCCGUCCCGUCCCUCCUCCCCCGGGAAAGCGAAAGCUCGGCGGGCGGAAGCAGAGCUCCCCGCAGCGCCGCACCGGGGCCGCUCCACGUCGGGGCCACCAUGGCCUCCUCCAUCAGCAGCCUCUUCCGACGGAGCCUACGGCGCCCGGGCCGCAGAGAAAGCAAGCAGGAGGCCCCUGCAGCGGACAGCAUCCCAUCUUGUGUGCCUCUGGGAAAGGCAGGAGAGCGGAGCUCCGUCCUCUACUCUGCUGGGCAGUUCUUCUUUGAGUACCUGGUGGUGGUUUCACUGAAGAAGAUGUCAGAUGGGCAUUAUGAACCCAAGAUAGCAUAUCAGUUCCCAAAGCGUGAGAACCUCCUGAAGGGUCAGAAGGAGGAGGAGGAGCGGCUCCUGCAGGCCAUCCCCCUCUUCUGCUUCCCCGAUGGCAACAACUGGGAGCCCGUUACCACCUUCCCCAGUGAAACCUUUUCCUUCGUCCUGACGAAUGUGGAUGGCAGCAGGAAGAUUGGUUACUGCAGGAGGCUGCUGCCCUCUGGCCGCGGCGUCCGCCUCCCUGAGGUCUUCUGCAUCAUCAGCUGCCUGGGCUGCUUCGGGCUCUUCUCCAAGAUCCUGGAUGAGGUGGAGAAGAGGCGUCAGAUCUCCAUGGCUGUGAUUUACCCCUUCAUGCAGGGCUUGCGGGAAUCGCCCUUUCCAGCUCCGGGGAAAACCGUCACCAUUAAAAGCUUCAUCCCCGAGUCGGGCACAGAGCUCAUUGAGCUCACACGUCCUGUGGACGCCCACCUGGAGCACGUGGAGUUCCCAGCUCUGCUCCAGCGGCUCAGCCCCAUCCUCAUCCUGCACAUCUUCGCCUCUGCCGUGCUGGAGAGGCGGCUCAUCUUCCUGGCUGAGGAGCUGAGUGUCCUCUCGCAGUGCAUCCAUGCCGUGGCUGCUCUCCUUUACCCCUUCACGUGGGCUCACACCUACAUCCCCGUGGUCCCCGAAUGCCUCCUUGACACUGUCUGCUGCCCCACGCCCUUCAUGGUUGGCAUCCAGAUGCGGCACCUGGAGCGAGUGCUGGAGCAGCCCAUGGAGGAGGCUCUGAUAGUCGAUCUGUGUGAAGGGAAGAUCCUCAGGGCGGUGGGUGACGAGGAGGAGAUCUUGCCCAUCAAGCUGCAGAAUGAGAUGCUGGCAUCUCUGAACAGGCACAACAGCAACAACAACGUACACACAUCUGAGCAGCUGAAUGCACUCAUCUCCGAGGCCUUCGUGCAGUUCUUUGUCCGUCUGGUGGGGCAUUACCCCUCACACAUCAAGUGGAGUAAAAACGGCCUGGGCAGCUUCCAGGAGAGAGCAUUCUGUAAGGCCAUCGCCUCCAAGACCAACCGCAGGUUUGUGAAGAAGUUUGUGAAGACCAACAUGUUCUCCUUAUUUAUUGAGGAUGCAGAGAAGAGCAGGAUCCCACAGGAAGCAUACUUCCAGCAGAAGAUAACAGAAUACCAGCAGCAGAAGAAGCACCGAAGGGACUCCUGAGAGCAGCCUGAAGGGACGGCACCCAGCAGGGCUGUGUGUUCCAUCUGUGUCCAUCCAAGGGCAGAGCACUCCGGAUUCUGCUGGGUCUGUCUUGCCUGAAACUCAUGGAAAGCACCGAGCACCGGUUUCUGCCCUUUCCCUUUUCCCUCAGGGCACUGUUGCACUGGCAAAUAGUUUUGCACAGAGCUCACGAGGAGGCUGGGGUGUCUCCUCCCACCUGGCUGGGACAGGAACGUGGCUCAGUGCUCAGCCCCACACUGAGCUCCUGGGGAACCCCAGCACUGUGUGCUGAUGGAUGGAAGUGGAGGGCAGCUGCAGGACCGGCCAUUGCUAAAGGAAAAAAUGGACCAGUGAUGAGUAGGAAACAUUGUUAAUUUCUAAGUAAGACAAAGAUAGGUUUGGCAAAUAGGUAGGAAUAGGUUUCUGAGGAUUCUAGUAUCUGUUGUAGCUGUUGUCUUUGUUGGUACUGCAUGGAGCCAUGAUCCUGCUGCAGCUGCUUGGGGAAAUGAACCAACAGGUUACUUGUUCACACCAUAAGCAGACCUGAAGGGCACGGGGCUCUGAUCUGCAGCAGAGAGAGCAGAAUGGAGGAGGAGGAAGUGCUGGUUAACUCUCAUAGUAAAACGUGGCCAUGUUCUCCUUGCUGCUGGGUUUGAUGCCAACUUCUGCUCUCUCACUGUGGUUCAUCUCAGUGCUGCCACUCAAGCGUGAUGCCUGCAGCAGACUUAAAAUACUCUUAAAUACUCUUAAAGCUCUCCCUCUUUUCUAAUGCACCUGCACAGGAAGCAAGGGCUGCAGGUCUGCCCAGUUCCUCCCUGCCAAUGGACUUUCCCAGAGGAGAAAAGGGAUGAGCAGGGAGCGAUGCUUGCUUUUUUCCCCAGCAGGAGAUAUGGAGAAAGACAGAACUCCGUCCUCCUCUCCAUGGUCAAACUGUCCCAUCUCAGUCAUCACAAUAUCUGUUAAUAUAACUUCCUUCCUCCUACAUCCCCCAUGGUGGCACUGAGCUGCUGAAGGCCCCAUGAGACAUUUUAUAGCAGCACUGCCCAACGAGCCAUGAUCCACCUGCAGGUGUUUGGUCAGAGCUGCUGGAACUGUGACAGAACUGAGCCAGAAGCAAAGGGGAGUUGGUGGAGAGCAGCUGUGGGUGCAGCCAUGCACAAAUAGAAGCAGCAGAAGUGCUGCUGAACAGAGAAGGAAAGAGCAGCAAUGUGCCCAGCCGUGCUGGAAUAAGGAUGGUGACUUUUUGCUCCACUUCUGUUUGGGGUGGGGAGGAUGAGAACUGUUUGUUGGGGCACAAAGGGGUUUGGCACUCUGAGAUGGCUUCUUUGCCUCCACGAGUCCCAAAUCAUGGUAGUGAGAUAGUUACAAACAGCCUAUGGGAAAUUGAAGAUUAAAGAGUAGUGAUCUUCA
This is a messenger RNA of Phasianus colchicus (ring-necked pheasant), 9532 nucleotides long. It is a transcript of the gene DENND2D, whose product is annotated as DENN domain containing 2D. Gene Ontology annotation, cellular component: nucleoplasm; cytosol. The record is from RefSeq and is a predicted model, not a curated record. NCBI's taxonomy places the organism in Eukaryota, Metazoa, Chordata, Aves, Galliformes, Phasianidae.